UUGUCCAGAGGAUGGGGGGGUUGUUGUCCAGAGGGAAGGCGAGUAUGGGGAGGGGGUCUCCAGUGUGAGGGGCUCUGCUGCAGUUGUCAUUUCUACCAGUCAUGCGCAGGACGGGACACACCACACUUUGUUUGGACCCCUCUCACUGGGAAUAUGCCUGAACUUUGACUUAGAAUGCUCUGGGUGCCACUGAAACAGUCUUUUGGAUUCAAUUCAGAGUGCUUGCUGGUGCUUUCUGCCUUUUUUAAAGAGUCUUUUUAAACUUGUGCCUCUGAUUUUUGACUGUGGUUUACUGAUCAGCUAAGGGAGUAACACACCUGCAGUAAAGAGGGGAAGAGGAUCCUAAUUCAGAGGACCAGUGGAUGACCUGCCUGCUAUACAGACCAUGAUCUGAAGGCCCCGCCACGUGGCCCCAUUCUUUCUUCUUCGUUAUUUCCUGCAGGGAUAAGAGCUCCUAGACUAGCCGCCUCAGACAGGUGGAGCGGCGGGAGAUAGAGUGUGUACAAGAAAGAGUGCGACAGCCAAGCGCCUAGUCGUCAACAGUGCCCACCAACCACCUCCACAGGACAGCCGUGCCCUCUGAUCCCGCCACGCCCCCUACCCCUCCCACCGCCAGACCGGAACCAUGGGAAGGAAAAAGAUCCAAAUACAGAGGAUUACAGACGAACGGAACAGACAGGUGACGUUCACCAAGAGGAAGUUUGGCCUGAUGAAGAAGGCGUAUGAGCUGAGCGUGCUGUGCGACUGUGAGAUCGCCCUCAUCAUCUUCAACCACUCCAACAAGCUGUUCCAGUACGCCAGCACCGACAUGGACAAGGUCCUGCUCAAAUACACCGAGUACAACGAGCCCCACGAGAGCCGUACCAACGUCGACAUCAUGGAGGCUCUGAACAAGAAAGAGCACCGGGACUCAGAGAGCCCAGACCCUGAGGAGCCCUUCUCCCUCACCCCCCACACUGAGGAGAAAUACAAAAAAAUUGACGAGGAGUUUGAUAAAAUGAUGCAGAGCUAUAGGCUGUCAUCAGCCGUCCCACAGCCCACUUUCUCCAUGCCCGUCACGGUGCCAGUGUCCAAUCAGAAUGCUCUCCAGUUCAGUAACUCUGGCGGCCUGGUAACCACCUCCUUCGUCACCUCCACCCUCACAGACCCCCGCCUGCUGUCGCCACAGCAACCAUCUCUCCAGAGGAACACUGGGUCUCCAGGGUUACCACAACGACCGGCCAGCGCAGGUGCUCUAUUAGGAGGUGAACUGAGCAACUCCAACGGAGGAUGCCCGAGCCCUGUUCCGAACGGCUACAUCAGUGCCAGGGCCUCCCCCGGCCUCCUCUCCAUCUCCAACGGCAACAGCCUGGGGAAAGUAGUCCUGGCCAAGUCUUCACCUCCGCCCAGCCCUCAGAUGGUGAACAGCCGCAAGCCUGAUCUCCGGGUCAUCACCUCCCAGAGCGGCAAGAGCCUGAUGCAGCUGACCGAUGAGGAGCUGGAGUUGGUGAGUGAGAAUGCUCAGCGGUUAGGUGGUUCUCAAGGGAACCUGUCCACGCCAGUGGUUUCCGUGGCGACGCCCAGUCUCCUAGCCCCCUUCUCCGCCAUGCAGACGGCCUACAACACUGAGUACCAGCUGACAAGUGCAGAUCUCACAGCGCUCCAGACAUUCACGCCAUCAGGGCUGCUGCCUAGCAACAUGUCCACCUGGCAACAGCAACCAGCAGUAUCCCAGCAGCAGCAGCAACAACAGCAGCAGCAACAACAACAGCAGCAGCAGCAACAACAACAACAACAGAUCAGUUUGGCGUCACUCAGUAACUUGGUCAUGUGGGGCGCAGAGAAACAGAACGGGGAGAUGGCUAACUGCAUCUCCAAUUUCGCUGCUAACCUGAGCAUGGCCUCUCAAUCAAACUUGCUAUUUGGCAGGGAAGAGGGUCUCUGCUGGCCGGUUGGCCACUUACCCCAGGGCACCAUGCUGACGAUUAACACCAACCCCAACAUCAGCAUCAAGUCGGAGCCCGUGUCGCCCAACCGCGACCGCAGCACCCCGUGCUCCACAGCUGGGGGUGGCGGAGGAGCGGGCCUAGUGACCAUCACAGGGGCCCCUAUGUCAGGCCAGUACCCCGGGGCCCUGCGCCUGGAGCCGUCCACCCUGCAGGGCCGCUCGCCCGUCGGCAGCCUGAGCAGCAACGGCAGUUCCUACGAGGGUGACCGGGACGAUGGGGCCCAGGGGCGGGCCCAGGACUUCCACCACCAGGGAGGGGCCUCCUCUGCCAUGGGGCUCCUGAGGCCCUCGUCCACUCAGGAGCAGCAGGAGCAUGAGGGGGCCAACGUGAAGAGAAUGAGACUGGACACCUGGGUCACAUAGAUGUGUAGAACAAGAGAGUGGAGGGGAGAGAUGCCCCCUCUCCCCCACCAUCCCCCACCCUUUUACCGUAUGUACAGUAAAUGCUGACCUCACACACAUGCCUCCACCAAACACACACACAUGCACAGGACACACCCAUUUGCGCAUGCUCUUACACUCUUACACACACUCUUUCUCUCACAAAUGUAUGCGUUGACACACAAGCUGCAUACUGUUUUACACUAUAUUGUACUACACACACACACACACACACACAUUCUCACACAAACACCCUCUAUUUGGGCAGAGACACCGAACCAGGGAUUACAUGUCAACAUAGUGUGUUGGACAAGAUUAGGAUUGGAAUGAAUUGAGUUCUCUUUUGUUCAAGCUGGCUCUGUCUACUUUUCGUUUUGAAGGGAGAGAGAGAGCAGCUAGAAAACUGACUGACUAUUGACUAACUAUAGGCUUUGCUGGGUUUUCUCUUCACCCUCUACAUUACAUAAUACACACCUGGUAUCCUCCUGUCUUUUAUCCACAGUAGGUCUCUAGUCCAGCUGCACUGCUCUGUUGAGAAACAGUAGAACAACCAAAAUGAAUCCACUUCUUUGUAUCUGCUCAGUGGCACUGUUAUAUCCAGCUUUUGGUGUUUUUGUAAAGAGUAUGAGAUUGGUGAAUGAGAUUUUAACUGUUCUUUUUGUAGUAUUACGUCCUCUCUCUGUCUGACUGUUGUCCAUCAACCAUCUUUACAUUUCUAUUAACAUUUCUGUUUUAGAUUUGAGAACCCAAAAUUCACUGAGUCAAACUGAUUAGCUAUCCAUUUUAUAAGACAGGAUUUACUCUUCUAAAGUGGACGAUCCUUGUUUUGUUUAGUUUUAGCCAGGUAUUUAAUCAGGACCAUGCAAAUAGCUGUUUUAAUCUGAAACAUCGAUACCUUAUCUAGGUCAAAUACUGUUUUAUCAGGGAAGGGCUGCACUAGCUCUAUGACACAUGCUACAGAUACCUACAGAUCAACUUCAGAUGCUGCGUGUGUUUCCUGUUCUGUGAUAUUUAUUUCAAAUGCUCUAUUUGUGUUGUUUUUUUUUACUACCUUCUUGACUUUUCGGUUUUUCCCCACGCUCAAAUCCAUCCACACUCACAUACAAAAAGUAUUUUUGUUAAACAAUGCCUGUGUUUCAGAAGGCUCUGAAUAGGAGAUGUAAACUGGGAGAAAAAGUGAAGAACUGUAUAUAUAAGCAAUUUGUUCUGUUUCCUUCUGUAUGGCUUUUGUAUGGCAGAGACAUCGUUCUUUGAGGGUAAACAUAUAGAGCAUAUAAAUAUAUAUUUAAACAGCAGCGAUAGCAGAUUUUGAGAGUAAGUGAUGAACUGCAUACGAUGCAGAGAAAACGAUAGACGACAGGGAUUGUAUAUAGAAAUAUAUGUUCACAUAUGUUCAGCAGGAUAUCCCUAAAAGCUAAUGUGUUGAUUCCCGGUGAUCUGUCUUUCUAUUUAUGUGUGUGUACAUAAGUGUACUAGGUUGCAAAGCAAAGUGAGGGUGCUAGAGGGACAGAAAAGGAAGUAGCAAUGGAUUGGACUGUUUGAGUGAGCAGUGGUUAGUACUCUGACGGAGCGCACUUUAACCCCUUCCUCCCCCCAAGCCCCCAAAAUGCCCCCCUCUCUUUAAAAGCCAGGUGUCCUCCAGAAAGGGACAGUCAUGUCUGCAUGUCCUCAGGCACGUCAAACUCAUUCAACACACAAACACAUUUACACACAUUAGCCAGACAAGUAUCCCCUGUGCUUUCUGUUAGAGGAGAGUUCCAUGGCCACAUGAAUUAAUUACAGCAUUUCGCUCAUUGAACCGUGGUGUAAACUCGACUGCUCCCUACCAGUGACUUAAGACAAGUCCAUCUCACGCUCAUUUGACCCUUGCCACUAUCAAUUUUCUGCCAAAACGCCUCAUUGCUCCACACACUCAAACACCAUACUCACAUAUACUCUGCACUCUAUCCAGAACAGGUUCAAAUGACCUCCCAUUGGCUCUUUAUCGUUUUAUAUCGUUGUAGUUGUUGCCGUAGGGAUUGUGCAGCCUGACUCGUCAGGAGUCUAGAUGAUCGUCUAGAGGUGGAUGGCAGAGAGAGAGAGAGAGAGAGAGAGAGAGAGAGAGAGAGAGAGAGCGAUCACGCCUGCCGGCAUAUUCACCUUCCCUUAGACUGUAAGACUGUUGUGUCCUGGGCUUUGAACAAACGUUGACCCUGAUGUUUCUUUGUUUUUUUUAUAAUAAUGGUAGCUAUGUCUUGAAUAGGGCUACAUGCCAUGAAGCGAUGUUUCAUACCUAGACGAAAUGGUGACUAGCGGAAGCAGACGAUGGGGUUGGUUAAUACUCUGGAUGCUGGCCAAUCGAGGUGUUGUAUAAAGCCCUGACAUUAUCUCAGAACAACACUAAGGGUCACUGUAAUCACAAAUGAAAAGACAAUCGUCAUGACAAUAGUUAACCUGCGCCCCCAUAUUCCCCAUGUAUAAUGAAUGAUGUUUCGAGAAUCUCACUUUCCAGUGUUAAUUUGUGCCGGUGACAGUUCUAUUGUCUGUUUUUAUUAUAAUUGUUCUAUGAUAAUUGCUAUUAUUAAUGUUAAUAUUAUCAUUAUUGUGACCAUCGAUGGUAAUUGUAAUGAUGAUAUAGAAAAGGCAAUUUUUAUUUUUUGCGGUUUUGUGUAGGUUAGGAAUCUUGUUUUAUUUGAAUUUUAUUUUAUUAUAUAUAAAUAUAUUUUUGUUUUGUUUUCAUUUUUUGUUUUUUUUCUUCAAAGGGUGUACUAAAAUUGCACGAUUUAUGACGUAAAACAAAACCGCUGUAGUAAUAUUAGUACAUGUGAGAUCAUGAAAGGUGGUAUACUGACCAGUUCAAUGCUGCAAUCUUUUGUCAAAUGUACAAAACUUAGUCUACACAUAGUAAAGUGAGGACAAGAAAACAUUUAAUUUAUUUCUGACCAGACACAAAGAUGUCAAUGCAUGGGCGUAACACAAAAAAAGAAUGAAUCAUAUUAUAGGAAAUAAAUAUGAAAUGUAAUAUCAAUAAGAAUAUACAUCACACAGAAAUAAAAUAGAAAUUGAAGAAAAAAGUACAAUUAUAGCUAAUAUAUUGUGUUCGGCUAGUCUGCUUUUUGUUGUAAACAAAAUGAACUUUUUUGUUGUUUUUGGAGAAUGAUAUACAAUUUGUGUAUAUUUUCAUAAAUAAAGUAUGCACUGAUGUUAUUACAAAUUCUAUACUGCUUUUACAAAAAAAGUGUUUGUUAUUGUACCAAAGUAUCCAUUUGUCCCUUCUUACCCUCCCCUUUUUGCGUAUGUUUUAUCGUAUUUUAUAUAUUAAAUAGACAAGUUGACCUAAAAA
Messenger RNA from Salmo salar (Atlantic salmon), 5690 nucleotides. Its product is annotated as myocyte-specific enhancer factor 2D homolog. Lineage: Eukaryota; Metazoa; Chordata; Actinopteri; Salmoniformes; Salmonidae. Gene Ontology annotation, biological process: heart development; cell differentiation; positive regulation of transcription by RNA polymerase II. Gene Ontology annotation, molecular function: histone deacetylase binding; protein dimerization activity; RNA polymerase II cis-regulatory region sequence-specific DNA binding. The record is from RefSeq and is a predicted model, not a curated record.